Carassius auratus (goldfish) is the source of this 1280-nucleotide messenger RNA. RefSeq names its product growth arrest and DNA-damage-inducible, alpha, b (gene gadd45ab). Gene Ontology annotation, cellular component: cytoplasm; nucleus. Bases 137 to 616 code for a protein of 159 amino acids. The record is from RefSeq and is a predicted model, not a curated record. NCBI's taxonomy places the organism in Eukaryota, Metazoa, Chordata, Actinopteri, Cypriniformes, Cyprinidae. The transcript has 4 exons. Gene Ontology annotation, biological process: regulation of cell cycle.
CUACUGCGGUCUCCUGACACAAGCGCGUCAUUAUCACUCCACUCAGCGCGAGCAGCGUAACCGUGCUCCUGCACCGCACAGGUUUACACGCUAACGGAUAACAGCACGCGACACAUACGAAGGAUAUCCGUUUCUAAUGUGCAAUAUGACUUUUGAAGAACCGUGUGGAGACAACGCAACGGAAAGAAUGGACUCGGUUGAAAAGGCACUGGAAGAGGUCCUGACUGCUGCAUUACCUCAGGGUUGCGUCACUGUGGGAGUUUACGAGGCAGCGAAGUCACUUAAUGUGGACCCAGACAACGUGGUUUUAUGUCUGCUGGCCACAGACGAGGAGGAUGUGAAAGACGUCGCGCUCCAGAUUCAUUUUACCUUGAUUCAAGCAUUCUGCUGCGAGAACGACAUCAAUAUCUUACGAGUGAACAACAUGACACGCCUGGCAGAGAUCCUGGAAGGCGUGAAACCGGGAGGAGAGUCGAUGGACCUCCACUGCGUAUUAGUCACCAAUCCACAGUCAUCCACGUGGAAGGAUCCAGCCCUCAGCAAACUGAAUCGAUUCUGCAGAGACAGUCGGGGAUUGGAUCAGUGGGUGCCAGUUAUCAAUCUCCCCGAAAGAUGAACAGGAGCGGACAAUGUCAGAGCUUUUACGGGCUCCAGCACUAGAUUUGUGUUCUGCUUUGGAUGAAGCCUAAUGCCACUGAGAAUGAGACAUGAGGGGGAUUAACAAAAUGCAAUGGAUGAUAUGUUUUCCAGCAAACCCAGUGAUCAGAAGUGUGGGUUUUGUUUGUCCCGUUGGACAGGCGAUUCAUGGUUUCACCUCGGAGCAGGAAGAAUGACUCAGCACUGUGUUCGCAGUGCUGUCAGGGAGCGUCAAGUUUACCGGGAACUGUACAGGAAACUGAAUCACACAUGCUGGAUUUACAGUACUAGGAGUGAGCUGAGAGACUGGAGUGUGUUCAACUGGAAUCUACUCCAUGAAAUGUGACCAGACUGUCGGAGGUCAGAUGGACCGUUAAAUGAUGGGCAUGACCCUUUUGCAUACACACUGCCAUUUAAAGACCGUAUCUUCUGAUGUUAACGCUGUCCUGUAUUAUAGUUAUUUAAAAGGGAAUAUACUACAGUAUUUACUGAGCUAGAUAGAAAUGAGUUGCUUGUUUUAAUUCAACCAUUCUGGAAUAUGUUCUGUGUUUUAAACCGUUAAUUUUAAACUUUUAAUUUAUUAAUUGUAUUUAUAUUGUGUUAAUUGUCAGAAAUGUAAAAAUAAAAUGUCUGACCCAUGUGCA